Messenger RNA from Batrachochytrium dendrobatidis JAM81, 1095 nucleotides. RefSeq lists its product as uncharacterized. Bases 1 to 1095 code for a protein of 364 amino acids. The record is from RefSeq and is a predicted model, not a curated record. Lineage: Eukaryota; Fungi; Chytridiomycota; Chytridiomycetes; Rhizophydiales. The transcript has 6 exons.
AUGUUUGGAUCGUCGCAAUUGCCAGUUGCAAAAGUUACAGACAUCUUUUUCCUGGUAGUGGAGGCAAAGAAAGAAUGGCUCGAUAGCGCAGUACCUCAAGUCCUUGCUAAAGCCGGAUGCCUACUGAAAAAGCGAUUGGCUGCUGGAAAGAACACUCCAGUGCUUGCUGUCCUCACCAAUGGGACUCUCUUUCGCUUCUUUGCGAUUGAUACUGACGGGAUAGUGUAUGCUUCCACCAUUCAUCUAUUGAAACUUGGCAAUGACAGAACAUACAAGACAAGCACAUCUCUCUCUGAAAUACUUUGCUGGUUCACUUGGUUUAUGACUGCCAUCAAGUCUGUCUCUCCCCGUGCGUCCAGCGAGGAUUUGACCGACACAAUGACUACUGACUCGCUGACUCGACUCAGAAGCUGCUUUGAGCCAAAGGUUCCGAUUCAAAACAAAAAGGCCAAGAUUGAAAAGUAUCUUUCAAAUAGGAAUCAAAUCCCCAACAUCUUGCGAGACAGCAAGGAAUUAGACGAGUUCAUUGCAUUUUCUUUCAUAGACUUGCAAAUAGACUUGAUCAACGAUAUAUUCGAACACAAACAUAUAGUGAAUGGCUUUCAAAAAAAGACUUCAUCUUUUUUGGACUCUUACGCUCUUGCUCAACUUUCUCUUUCUACUACUGGCGGUACUCUUUUGCGAUCAGACAAUUCUAUUCCAGCCCAAAUGUCGCAAAUACUUUUUUAUAUCAAUAUUUCAAACAGUUCUGCUCAAGGUAUUGCUCUUUGUCUGGAUUCAGUUAAAAGCUCUUCAGCAAAAGGUCUCAAAUUUCAUUUGAUUGUAUCAAUCAUCACUUGUGUUCAAAUUCAAGUAAAUGAAGAUUUGGAUGAAGAUUUUUUAAAGGCUACCAAUUAUUUUGAAUCUGUCUUGCAUCGUGGUGAUAAAAAAGUUUACAUUGUUGAAGCAAAGAAUGAUAUGCGUCAAAAAUGGUUUAAAUUUUACUUGAAUGUGAGGUUGCAGCAAAAAUUGGUCAUUUGGAUCUGGUCUAUGGAGUUGUUACCAAUUAUAUGCAGUGUAAUUUUUUGCGUAAUCUUAAUGAAAAGAUUGAAUUGA